CUGUUCGAUUCAUUCGGCAAGCCUAGCAUUUUUUCUAACAAAUUUCCUUGUUCGGUCGUCCCAUCCGGAACCGCACGCCGCCCGUAACAGUGGCUGCCUUCAAUUCCUCGCUGUUCUUCAACCAUCCCGAUUCUUUUUCUUUUCCGGUUCCAAUUGGCCUCACCUAUGCUAAGAUACGUUUUGAAAGGUCCCAAGUUCUUUUCGUUAGGCAGAAGAGAAACAGGGAUAGAGUUCGAUCGUUAUCCGGCAUGUUGGAGGAAAGUGCUUAUGCUGCCGUGACGCAGGGCAGUGGUCUUCGGCGACUCGCUCACGUUCUGACCGUCGCUGGUUCCGAUUCCGGCGGCGGAGCUGGCAUCCAGGCUGAUAUCAAGGCCUGUGCCGCCGCCUGUGUAUACUGCUCCUCCGUCAUCACUUCUGUCACGGCGCAGAAUACCAUCGGAGUUCAGGGAGUGUACUCUCUUGCAGAAAACUUCGUUGCAGAGCAGUUGAGAUCGGUGCUUUCUGAUAUGCAAGUUGAUGUGAUAAAGACAGGCAUGCUUCCUUCUCCAGGUAUGAUCACGGUCUUAUGCCAGAGUAUAAAAGAGUUUCCUGUCCGAGCCGUUGUUGUUGAUCCAGUGAUGGUUUCUACCAGUGGCGAUGUGCUUUCCGGUCCAUCCACGCUCAGUGGCUUUUGCAAGGAGCUUCUUCCAUUGGCUGAUAUAGUUACCCCAAAUCUGAAAGAAGCUUCAGCCCUACUUGGAGGAAUAUCCUUGGAUACUGUAGAUGACAUGCGUUUUGCUGCUAAAUCUAUACAUGAUUUUGGAGCUAGGAAUGUACUUGUGAAAGGUGGGGAUCUCCCUGGUUCAUCGGCCGCCAUUGACAUAUUUUUUGAUGGGGAACAAUUUCAUGAGCUUUGUGGACCACGCAUAAUGACACGUAACACUCAUGGAACUGGUUGCACUUUGGCAUCAUAUAUAGCAGCAGAACUUGCUAAAGGUACUCCAAUGCUGCAAUCUGUUCAGGCAGCUAAAAGCUUUGUGAAGAGUGCACUGCUUUACAGUAAGGAUCUUAUGAUAGGAAAUGGACCCCAAGGUCCCUUUGAUCACCUCUUCAUGCUGAAGAAUCAACUAAAUAACUAUGCCCCCAAGUGGACUUUCAAUGCAAAUAGUUUGUUAUUGUAUGCUGUCACUGACUCUCGAAUGAACAAAAAAUGGGCUCGCUCCAUUACAGAAGCUGUUAAAGCUUCCAUUGAAGGAGGUGCCACCAUCAUUCAGCUAAGAGAAAAAGAGGCAGAAACCAGCGAAUUUGUCAAAAAAACCGUGGAUUGCAUGGCUAUUUGCCGUUCUUACCAUGUACCAUUACUGAUCAAUGACCGGAUUGAUGUCGCACUUGCCUGUGAUGCUGAUGGCGUUCACAUUGGCCAGUCUGAUAUGCCGGCAGAAUUGGCUCGCAAAAUUCUUGGUCCAGGCAAGAUCAUUGGAGUAUCCUGUAAGACCCCAGCACAAGCAAUGAAAGCUUGGGCUGACGGUGCUGAUUACAUUGGCUGUGGCGGAGUUUUUCCAACUAACACAAAGCAGAGCAAUCCAACUAUUGGCUUAAAGGGCCUUGAAACUGUUUGUUUAGCUUCAAAACUUCCUGUGGUUGCCAUUGGUGGUAUCGGUGCAGGAAAUGUACAGUCGGUCAUGGAACUCGGUGUGCCAAAUCUGAAAGGUGUUGCAGUUGUUUCUGCCCUUUUUGAUCAGGAAUCUGUUGCCACUGAAACCCGUAGACUGAAAUCAUUGUUGACUGUAAGGUGAUGGCUUAAUUUCUCUUUGAGUUCUUGGUGAGAAAGGUGACUUGUAACCUGUGUUUUUUUUUUCCAUAUUUGAAGAUUCUCAAACUGCAAUGCAUGGUCUUAGGAGAGAUUAUUCUGUGCGGACACCGAAAGAGAGAACUGUCCGGUUAACUUUGGUACUGAGCUCGGUACCGAGCAGUAUCGAGUCUCGGUACUGAGCGCGGUACCGAGUGCGGUAUAUUUUGGAGGUGAUGUGGCGUAUUUUUAUACGACAUCCGGACUCCGCAGAGAAUAAUUUUUCUGGUCUUAGGGUUUCCUCAUUCUCGGCAGAUUGAUGAAUAGAGUAUCUUGAAUGAUUAAGGACGGAUCAACUGAAGCAUGGUUCCUUUUUGGAAAUAAUAUACUUCUUUUUGGUCUAUAUUUACAACUUGAAGGGUUCUGAUUCUCUCUAAUCAUUCAUUACACCGUAAUCUGCAGUGAGUAAUAUAUUGUGUGAUUGGUUUUAUUA
Dendrobium catenatum is the source of this 2261-nucleotide messenger RNA. Its product is annotated as probable thiamine biosynthetic bifunctional enzyme, chloroplastic. The record is from RefSeq and is a predicted model, not a curated record. Gene Ontology annotation, molecular function: phosphomethylpyrimidine kinase activity; thiamine-phosphate diphosphorylase activity; hydroxymethylpyrimidine kinase activity. Gene Ontology annotation, biological process: thiamine biosynthetic process. NCBI's taxonomy places the organism in Eukaryota, Viridiplantae, Streptophyta, Magnoliopsida, Asparagales, Orchidaceae. The coding region runs from base 249 to 1775 and encodes 508 amino acids. Gene Ontology annotation, cellular component: chloroplast. The transcript is spliced from 9 exons.